This is a messenger RNA of Centropristis striata (black sea bass), 786 nucleotides long. RefSeq names its product zinc finger protein 593 (gene znf593). Gene Ontology annotation, molecular function: nucleic acid binding; zinc ion binding. The transcript is spliced from 3 exons. The record is from RefSeq and is a predicted model, not a curated record. The coding region runs from base 264 to 653 and encodes 129 amino acids. Lineage: Eukaryota; Metazoa; Chordata; Actinopteri; Perciformes; Serranidae.
GUGUUAAAGGUAAGCAAAGCUAAACAUCGACGUUAGAAGGUUUUAUGUAGAAGUAAAUAUCAUUCUCACACUUUGUCUUGGGCUGAGAGUUGAGAUUUUACCUUCUAGAACACGAUUUAGCAAUUCUGUUUAAAAACGUAUUCGCUGAUUUACGUUAUUUACUCGACAGUGGAGCUGGUUGUUUCGAUAUAUAUCACCAGAUUGUGGCGUAAACAAGUUGACUGAGUUCUCUGUGCUGACUGUUGCAGUGUGACAGCUCCACCAUGGGAAAGUCCAAACAAGUAGGAAACCACAAGAGUGACAAGAAGAAGCACAUUGCAAAGACAUGGAAGACAAAACGCAGGACUAAAGACCUGGACCAGAUCCACUCGGACAUGAAGGCAGAGACAGCGGCCAAGCUGCUGCACCAGGAGGUGGAUUACGAUGUGACAGGAUGUGCUCAACACUACUGCUUACACUGCGCGAGAUACUUUGUGGAUUUGAGAUCCUUGAAAGAGCACUUCAAAACUAAAGUACACAAAAAACGGCUGAAGCAGCUCAGAGAGGAGCCGUACACUCAGGCAGAGGCAGAGAGAGCAGCAGGGAUGGGCUCCUACAUCCCUCCAAAGAUCGUAGAAGUGAAGACGCAGCCUGUGGAAGAGGACAUGGACUGAGAGUCUCCCACUCAAACUCACAGACUGAUCACCUCUAUAACAGAAGCAUUUAUAAAAUGUAAUAAUGCUUCUUUUAUUCUCUGCUGUCACAAAUGUCGACACACUUCAUAUUUGUGAGUCUUUGCAGCUGUUU